Molecule: messenger RNA, 450 nt
Organism: Strongylus vulgaris
Lineage: Eukaryota; Metazoa; Nematoda; Chromadorea; Rhabditida; Strongylidae
Source: the annotation of a GenBank genome assembly
AUGAUGAAAAUGGAGAUGCAACGUCAACUAGCAGCUGCUGGUCGCAUCCCGAUGAUGCCGUUCAUGGAUCAACGAAUGGCAGCAGCAGCCGCCGCUAGCGGCCUUCAAUUUAUGCCACAACAGCCUACUGAUAUGCAACGAUUCCAAAUGGAAAUGAUGCAAGCGCAGCAGAUGGCUGGCGCCAUGAGUGGCGCAAUGGCCCCUCCACAGGGCCUGGCCAGUCCUGAACUCCAGGCUUUAAUGAUGCAGAUGAUGAUGGCCAACCAAAUGAGCAUGAAUCAAAUGGCACCACCAUCAAUGCAGGCCCCGAACGCAAUGUCCGCGGGCCUGCCUCCGAAUCUAGGGCUCCAUCCAGCCCUCAUUCCCUCCUCGCAGGCGAACGGCCUUAUGGCUAGUUCGGAUAUGAUGCGAAGACUACAACAAGAGGGCUUUCCCAUGCGUCCGCAAUAA